This is a messenger RNA of Paramecium octaurelia, 1398 nucleotides long. Lineage: Eukaryota; Ciliophora; Oligohymenophorea; Peniculida; Parameciidae. The record is from the annotation of a GenBank genome assembly.
AUGAGAGAUGAAAACACAGACAAUGUUAAUAUGAAAAUAUGGUAGUUGAUGUUUCUAUAACAAAUAUCGUAGUCAUAUCAGAUUAUAUAUAUUUCCUAUCUCAUUUGGAAAUUCGAUCCUUUGUAUUUGAUGUCAUAAUAUUGGAUGCUUGAUAUUUUAAUGUUGACAGCCUUGGGAUUAUUGAAAAUAAAGUACAUUGUUAUUAAUGUAGAUUUAAAGCAAUUGUAAAUAAUUUGAUUAUGGACACUUUGAUUGGAAGUGUACUCAAAUUAUUACUUCUCAUUAAUGUUAAAUAUAAUUAGCAAUUCUAAAUUUAGUAUUUUAGCUAUGCAAUCAUGGCAUACUAUUUCAUUAGAGUACUUGUGUAGAAUAUUCGUAAAAUAUCCAACAAUCAAUAAAUAUCAUAAUAUUCAUUUGUAAACAUAUAUAUAAAUGAGAGAUUAUUUAAGGAAUCAAAUUGCUAUUUGUAUUGCAAAUCAUGCUAAUAACAAUGAAGCAUACAAAAACUAUAACUUGGAAUUGGUAUAGUGUAUUCAGCAUAUCCUGGGGAUUGUUGAUAAUUUCCUUCAUUGUUUAUUUUGUGUUCCUUCUCUCUAUGGGAGAAACCAUUAUGGAUUACGUGAGAAAUCGAACUACAAAAUCGCAAUGUAUAUUUACAUUAUAACAACAGUGAUAGGAGGUCUAUGGUUGUCAUUUUACAUGAAUUCAUUUUCAAUCUUGCCGAUGUGGUUUCUCUUGGAAGUAAGUUGGUAUGAAGAAACUAACUCCUCAAACACAACUCAAACUCUAUUUUUAGUGCUAAUUGUUUAUAAUGGCAUAUUACUAUUAGGAUUGCUACUGUUUUUUUCGUACAUUAAGUAAAUAAUCUCAAGUAUUUAGAGAUAAUAUAUAAUUGAAAUCAGGUAUAAUACAACUAAUGAAAAAAAUGAGACUAGAUAGACUCAAAAGUACAGGUAGGUUGAUAUUCCUUACAAAAUUGUCCAAAUUUCAUCGACCUAUUUUGACAUUAUCCGUAAUUAGAGAAAUGUUAUCACUAUGAAUCAUAGCAAUCAGUCUGUGAUUCAUUAGAAAACAAAAUUAAAGGCAUUUGAAUUUGUUGGAAAGACUGAGCAAUUAUAAUCUCCUGCAGCUGAAAGAGAAUUAGAAUUAAUUAAACAGAUUGAAGAAAAAUGUCAAAUCUGUUUUGAUGUGGAACCUAACAUUGUAUUAUUGCCAUGUCAACAUGGGGGAUUGUGUGAGAAAUGCAUUAUUAAGUGGUUGGAGAAAUAGAAAAAUUGUUAUAUAUGUAGAUAAGUAAGAUGAUUUUUGUAAGUUUAGUAAAUAGAAAAAUACUUAAGAAUUGCGAAAAGCAAUGAGGAUGGGAAGUUUACUAUUCGUGACAUUGCUAUGUGCGAUUGA